Molecule: messenger RNA, 1045 nt
Organism: Aaosphaeria arxii CBS 175.79
Lineage: Eukaryota; Fungi; Ascomycota; Dothideomycetes; Pleosporales
Product: tetraspanin
Exons: 3
Coding region: 205-879 (224 amino acids)
Source: RefSeq, a predicted model, not a curated record
UGCGAGGGCACGCCGGACGUCUCUGUGCAUCGACUUGUAUUCCAUUCAUUCAUUUGUUUCUCCAUUUCGUCCCAUUUCCCUAACUGGUGACCGUCUCUCGCUCUCGUCCAAUUCUCAAUUGAUCCGCCUGGACGUCGUAUCCCAUAAGCGCAAAAGAAAAGAGAUCGAACAAGAAGAAAAGUUCAACUACAAACUACCGCCAACAUGCCGACAAAACUUAUGCUGGUCUUCGUCGGCUUCGACUUCAUCUUCGCCGCAUGUGGAGGAUUGUUGAUGGGAUUCUCGGUCAUGUCAGAGCAGAACCAAAGGGCCGAUCCGACCCUCGACAACGUAGCACAGAACCUCCUACUAGGCCAGUGUCCGUUAACAGCCGGUGUCGUGAACUCAAUCUUCAUCUUCGUCACCUUCCUGCUCUCUCUACCGGCACUCUUCCUUCCCCACAACCGAGGCUGGCUCCGCGCCCAAGGCUGGCUUGUCGUCUUCUGCGCAACCUUCACCCUUGGACUCGGUCUGUCUGUCUGGGUGGAAACCCUUCAAACCCGCAGAAGAUUGGAGGGCAUCUGGGGUCGCGAAUCCACCUUGAUCCAAAGUCUCCUCCAGCAGAAAUUUGACUGCUGCGGCUACCUCAACGAGACAUCCCCGCCCUUCGUCAUCGACAACACCUGCAAGAACGCCCUGGUCGCCGCGCAAAAGGGCGGCUGCAUCGGCCCCUUCUCUGCGUUCGCAAACACCUACCUCGACCGCAUCUUCACCGCCGCCUUCGGCAUCGUUGGCAUCGACGUCAUCCUUGUGCUCUGCGUCGCCAUGGUCCUCAAGUACAGGCAGGAGCAGGAGCGCUACAGGCACAUUGACGAGAAGAACGGUAUGGGUGGAUUGUAGGUUGUAGGACCGUCUGCUUGGGAUUGAGAGUUGCGCCUGGAUUAAGAGGGAGCUUUCAUGUGGAUGAUGUCAAAAGAGAAGGAGCGUAGAAUCAUUGGCAUAUUAGAAGAGGGGUAGAAAUUUGGAAAAACAAAAAAAAAAAUUGAAGAAGAGAUGGUUAUGAAUU